Porites evermanni is the source of this 339-nucleotide messenger RNA. Lineage: Eukaryota; Metazoa; Cnidaria; Anthozoa; Scleractinia; Poritidae. The record is from the annotation of a GenBank genome assembly.
AUGGCCAGAGAUGCAGAUCUGGGCGACACUCUGAACAUAACCCUGGACAGUGACGAUCUCUUCGAAUCAUCGGGAGAAGCCAGUGCAGAUUUUCCGUUAAACGUGUUUUUGGAUGAUGUCGGACGUGAAGAAAAGGACAGAUCACAGAAAAAAAUUAAUGUGGAUGUAACCCUCGAUUUUCCAUCUGGACAGCGCCACAAGCGAGUGCCUGAUGAUGUGUCAGGUAUUGUGAAAAACUUCGCAAUAAGUGAUUUCAAGGCGGCCGUUCAUUUGAUUUUUAAGUGCAAGGAACUGAAGCCUUUCAUAGAAGAGGCCUUAAAAUCAAAUCUAGUGAACUGA